Molecule: messenger RNA, 1155 nt
Organism: Penicillium atrosanguineum
Lineage: Eukaryota; Fungi; Ascomycota; Eurotiomycetes; Eurotiales; Aspergillaceae
Exons: 1
Coding region: 1-1155 (384 amino acids)
Source: RefSeq, a predicted model, not a curated record
AUGCCCCGAUGGGGAAGACCACCGGGAGCACGAAAAGGGAGAUACAACGGCGGAGGUGGGCAAUAUGAGGAACAGAUGGCACGAGUGGAGGAGGUGGAGACUGACGAGGAUGAGUAUGGUCGGCAGCUGGUACGGAAUGGCCGUGCGGCGUACUUGCGACAAUUAGAAUAUGGAGGACGGGGGCCGCGCAGGCGGCAGGAUUAUGAUGAUUUGACCGACGAUGGCGAGUCGGUAGUUGACGGGGGUGAUUACGACCUUUACGAUCAUGAAGAUAGCACGGUGGCCUACGCGGUUCAGCUGGCCAUGCGAGACAAGGAGGACCAACUGGUGGACAAGGCGCUGGAGCGCAUCCGUCGUGCGCAGAUGCUGGGAAAGAAGAACGUCCGGCUAUCUAAGCGCGAGCUGGAUGCCCUGGAACGCAGGCGCCAGCAGACGGACAAACCCAGCGAGGCUCGCCGGCCUAAGCAGACUGGGAGUGCAUCCAGUACUCGGCCCUCAUCUCGACGCAAAUCCGGGGGCCUGCCAGAGCAACCACCAGGACCACCCGCGGGGCCCUACGCCCCGUUUGCCUAUGGGGCCGACGCUGGGUGGAAUCUAGGUGCGGGUGCAGCUGGGCGGCCUACUAGUUCGUCCUCUGCGCAUCGCCCCCGAACCCCAACCAUGCAGUCACUCCGCCCACAGCAGUCCAACUCUCCGCUUCGACCGGGCUAUCCUGUCUUCCCCGAACGGCUUCCUCCCAACGGCCGCCCGCAAUCGAUGCAGCCGAUGCACCCACGACCACUGCCGGACGAUCCGCAAUGGGCACCGUCCUACUACAAUCCCAUGCAGAUGAGUCCUUUCGCAGAGCAGCCCCCAUACCAUCCGCAGCUCCCUAGUGACCUUCGGGCCGGGCCCCAGAGUCAUAUGAGCUAUCCCAGCGGGAUGUCUCCUAUCCAAGCCCAGCAUCGCCAGUCUGCACCAUCUGUGAGCGUACCGCAACAGCGAACCCGCCCGGUGCCGUCGGAGUCGGAGUCGGAAUCCAGUGAGGAGAGCAGCGAGGAAAGUAGUGAAGAGGAUGAAGUGCAGAUCGUGCGGGUUGUGGAGCGUCAGGGUCCAACGGGUCUCCAGCGGCGGAAAAUGUCUGGGGGCCGGCCUCGACCACGGCGCAGUCGAUGA